This is a messenger RNA of Esox lucius (northern pike), 1550 nucleotides long. RefSeq names its product zona pellucida sperm-binding protein 3. The transcript is spliced from 9 exons. The record is from RefSeq and is a predicted model, not a curated record. Gene Ontology annotation, biological process: positive regulation of acrosome reaction; egg coat formation; binding of sperm to zona pellucida. Gene Ontology annotation, cellular component: extracellular matrix. NCBI's taxonomy places the organism in Eukaryota, Metazoa, Chordata, Actinopteri, Esociformes, Esocidae. Bases 33 to 1508 code for a protein of 491 amino acids. Gene Ontology annotation, molecular function: acrosin binding.
AAGAUUGCAUUAUUGUGGUUGCUGACACAGUGAUGAAUCAUAGAAUCAUGGGACAGCUACAGAGAAAAUGUCUACAUUUAAUUUCACUUCUGGGUUUGGCCUGGCUGUGUGAAGGGUCAUUGAGAGGGCUGUCAAUCUACAGACCAACUGCCUCCUUCAACUAUAAGGUUGCCUCACAGGCAAGACCUAAUCCUGUGGUGCCAGUUCAAAACCCAAUUCCCUUUCCAGCCAGGAUCCAAAAGCUUCCCCAGGCCCUGUCCAAGAGCCCGGUCACAACCCAGCCUCCUGCUCAACAGCCUGUGGUGAAGGUGAUUACCCCUCUGGAGCACAUCAAGAGUGUGGGAGCCCGCUGUGGGGAGGACGUCGUCCAGGUGGAAGUUAAACUGGACCUGUUUGGGACUGGUCAGCUGGUGAAGGCGGAGGACAUCUCCCUUGGAGGGUGUCUCUCAGUGGGACUGGACCUCUCCGCCCAAGUCCUUCUGUUUGAGUCGGAGCUGCACACCUGUGGAAGUGUGCUGACGAUGACUGAGGACAACCUCGUCUAUGCCUUCACUCUGCUCUAUACGCCAACACCGGAAGGUGCCAGUUCCAUUGUCAGGACCAACAGUGCCACUGUCCACAUUGAGUGCCGCUAUCUGAGGAGACAUAAUGUGAGCAGCGAUGCGCUGAAGCCUACAUGGCUCCCAUACUCUGCCACCAAAACAUCGGAGGAGUCCCUCUCCUUCUCCCUUGUGCUCAUGACUGAUAACUGGAUGUACGAGAGGGCGUCCAAGGUGUACUUUCUGGGAGACAUGAUUAAUGUGGCGGUGUCCGUACAACAGUAUCACCAUGUCCCCAUGCGUGUGUUUGUGGACAGCUGUGUGGCCACCCUGGUCCCUGACACCAAUUCUGCCUUGAGAUAUGACUUCAUCCGAAAUCACGGGUGUUUAAUUGAUGCCCUGCAAACGGGCUCCAGCUCUCACUUCCUGGACCGGACCCAGCCAGAGACACUGCACCUCCAGCUGGAAGCCUUCCGCCUCCAGCAGCAGACCAGCUCUGAGAUGUAUAUCUCCUGUCUUCUGAAGGCCACUGUAGCAACAGCUCCUCUGGACACUGAGCACAAGGCCUGCUCGUUUGCUUCAGGAACUAAUAAGUGGGUGGGAGCUGAUGGGAAUGAUGUGGUGUGUGGCUGCUGUGAGACUUCCUGUAGUCAGAGGAAGGGGAGGAGUCUGCCAAUUACAGAUUUGGAGUGGGAGGUGGAUGCUAUGUUUGGGCCAAUCUUCAUUCAGGAAACAUAUGUGAAAGGACAACAGGAAGUGCAUGCUCAAGAACAUGAAGUACAGGCUCAAGCACAAAGCUUUCAUAUGUUGCCAGAUGAGCAGUCCAGCACAGGUGUCUCUUCAGAGUCCAUAGCCAUGGUGGGAGUAGCUUUGGUGUUGGGCCUGCUCUGUGUGGCUGUCCUGGUUACCAUCCUGUACAGAAAGAACCAGCCUGUACAGAGUCCUGUGAUCCCAGCACCCACUGACUGAUGACAAUAAACAUGGCUGCCGUGCCCCUUUUCAACCACUCUG